Messenger RNA from Rhodamnia argentea, 1110 nucleotides. RefSeq lists its product as uncharacterized. Bases 417 to 773 code for a protein of 118 amino acids. The record is from RefSeq and is a predicted model, not a curated record. Lineage: Eukaryota; Viridiplantae; Streptophyta; Magnoliopsida; Myrtales; Myrtaceae. The transcript has 3 exons.
ACGAGAAUAUUUACAAACAGAUUUGGAAUCUGUGAAAGAAUGCAAUUUUCACGUGACAAGUGCUCCUCAAAUCUAACAUUGUGGAAGAUGAAAGACAGGAGGGGGCCUCAGGGAAGCCCGCAAGCCAAGUUCUGUAUCUUCAAGUUUGAGCUGGGCCUAUACAGGCAACCCACCACGUUUCCGUAACUCUCUCUCCCUCUCUUUCUCUCGGCUCCGCCUCCCACCUUAGCUCUGCGCGUCCAUCUGGGUUGUUGUCAGGGGUUGGGGGAGUGCCUGCCUGAACGCCGUCCGAGUCGUCGGCGAGCUCUCUGAUCAUCUGUCUCCGUGAACGUACUGCAAAGGUGGGUCCGGCGACUCUCCCCAAGAAGAAGUGAAGCUCCGGCGACUACUCUGAACCUGUUCACCAGGGGAAAAGAAUGAUGACCGAGCAAAAUGAAGAUAAGCAACCUCCUAGCCCCUCGGCCAUUGGCUGGAAAGAAACGGUGGAAGAACAGUAUCGGAAGAUAAAAGAGAAUGCAGAAACAUACCCUUAUGUCUGGGCUUCAUAUAUUCUAGUUUACGGAGGAUUCGCUCUUUGGACAACUUAUAGGUGGAGAGUGCUUCGGAGGACUGAGGACAGAGUUCGAGUCCUUCAAGAAAGACUUCGCAAACUCGUCAAAGCUCAAGAAUCGGCAAGCUCCGUAUCAUCAGUGCAAAAGGGUCAGCAAUCUUCUGUUGCUGCAUCAGUAGAGAAGGGCUCUUCAUCGGGUGCAACAACACCACCUAUUAAAUAGGGUCCCUUGUAGAUCUGCUUUACGCUAAUGGUAUAUUAGACAUAUGAGGGCUCCAUUUUUUGGCAAAGCGAAAAUUACGAAUCAAUCCUCAGCCUGUGUUGGCAAUGCUUUCCUGAUCUCUGCCUAAAAACAACAUUUCAAUUACUUGGCAGUGAUGUUUUCUUUAACAGGCUGUGAGAGAUGAUUGUGUUCUUGGAAAGCAUCGGGCAAGAAAAAGGGGAAUGUUUGUUUUGGAGUGAAUAGGAGAUUAGAUUGGUGUAAUUGUUUCAGUUGGUUUAUUAUCUUUUUCCAAAUAUAUACGUUUCGAGACUCCACUCGAAUCGGCAGCAUUCUUUGC